Aspergillus ibericus CBS 121593 is the source of this 1561-nucleotide messenger RNA. RefSeq names its product CCDC47 family protein. Gene Ontology annotation, biological process: endoplasmic reticulum calcium ion homeostasis. Gene Ontology annotation, molecular function: calcium ion binding. The record is from RefSeq and is a predicted model, not a curated record. Bases 4 to 1308 code for a protein of 434 amino acids. The transcript is spliced from 3 exons. NCBI's taxonomy places the organism in Eukaryota, Fungi, Ascomycota, Eurotiomycetes, Eurotiales, Aspergillaceae. Gene Ontology annotation, cellular component: endoplasmic reticulum.
GUCAUGGCGGGCCUGUUCAAGAACGUCUUCGGCGGUUCCCAGUCCUCGAACCCUGCCAAGGUCGACGAUGACUUCGCCGACUUCGUCGAAGCCCCGAACCCAUCCCCGGCGUCCCUCGUGGCCGGCUCCUCCUCGACCCCAGCCCUGAACACCCAAGGCGUGGACUCAAUCACCCCGGUCCCCUACACAAAAUGGUACCGGGUCUGGGAGCGGACCUCCCCGCGUGACUUCAUGCAAGAAGCGACCGUGAUGCCAGUGAUCCUCCUGAUCAUCCUCUUCCACUUCUGGGGCACGCGCAAGAACCGCCGCAAGGCGCGCGACUGGGCGCAAGCUCACGCUUCUACUCUUUCCAGCGAAUUCGCCGUUGUCGGAUUCCACGGCCCCCAACAAGAGCUGACCGUCCCGGACUCCGACUCUCUGCUCAAGGAACGCUCCGCCCAGGAAUUCUCCUCCUACGCGACGGGUCGGCAGAACGUGGCGUUCGUGGACGUGGCUAUCAAGCUCCCUAAGCGGUAUAACCCUGUUACGUUCUGGGCGGAGCAUGUCAUGGGCUUCUUGUUUGAGAGCUGGUCGGCACCUACGGAAUCUUACGAGGCUACGGCCUAUACCUUUGACGGCAAGGAGAAGGAUGUGGUGCCUCUGCCUGCUAAUGACAAGUCCUCGUUGAAGGUUAACAACUCUACCUAUGAUGGAUUCAUUUGGGCUGUUGUGCACAAGAACUACAUGCGCAAGUUCCGUCAGGACCGCUAUGAUGCCAGCAUGACUUUCACUCGGGAUAACAACAAGCUGCCCAACUGGGUUACUGUCAUGACUGAGAGUGCGGAGAUCACCGAUGCGGUGCUUACCAAUGAGCUGGUCCAGGCUAUUGAGAAGGCCGGCAACGAUUUCAAGUACUUGAUUGUUACUGAUCAGCCGGUUGAUAAGCCUUUGAAGAUCGAGGAAACCACCCCCCGCAAGCGCAUCGAACUGUCCGUCACUCUCCCCUCCUCCGCCGAGGGCUACUCGUCCACCCUGCCUCUGUUUUCUCAGUUCCUGCGCUUCACUGACCGUCUCGUCGGUGCCGCUCACUUCCGCCCUGAGGUAACCCGCAAGAUCCGGAACGCUCGCGAGGAGGAAAUCAAGAAGCUGCGUCGUGCCGACGAGGACGAGAAGGCUGAGGAGCGCCGACUGGCAGCCGAGAAGGUCAAGAAGGAGGAUCGUGAGCGUCUCCUCCGUGGUCUGUCUGCUGAUGAGCAGAAGAAGUACCUGGAGCGUGAGCAGCAGAAGGAGCAUCGUCGUAUGAUGAAGAAGAGUACGCGCCGCGCAUGAGCGUGUUCUCUUAAGCUAUGGUGGGGAAGGCGGGAAAAGUACAUCGCUGCUUUCGCUGCUGCUGUUCCGUUGCAUAACUUCAUGUACAAUGUAUUCGUAAUUUCUUUUGGGGUCAGAAUGGCUGGCUAGCUGGUUGGUUGGAGGAUACCUAGGAGUCGAUACUGAUCUUAUCGAUCUAUUAAUGUAUCUUGAUAGUAUGAUGACUGAUGUCUUGACAGAGGGUUCCAUAUCUUUCAGGCCCAUAAUUGGAUAG